AUGGUUCAAUCUCAUAUCAACGACGCAAUCGGACCUCUCCCAACCAAGGCACCAGCACCACAGGACAAUGUGCUCAAGUUGUUUUCGUUGAAAGGAAAAGUUGCCUCUGUGACUGGCUCCUCCGGUGGAAUUGGUUGGGCUGUGGCUGAAGCAUACGCCCAAGCUGGAGCUGAUGUUGCCAUCUGGUACAACUCGAAACCUGCUGAGGAAAAGGCAAAGUCUUUGGUGGACAAAUACGGUGUUAAGGCCAAAGCCUACAAGUGUAACGUUUCCGACCCCGAAGAAGUGGAGAAGACUGUGGAGCAAAUCGAAAAGGACUUUGGCAGACUAGACAUUUUCGUUGCUAAUGCCGGUGUGCCAUGGACGGAAGGCCCAUGCAUUGAUGUGGAAGGUGUAGACAGCUGGCACAAAAUUGUCAACUUGGACUUCAAUGGUGUCUACUACUGUGCUAAGGCUGCAGGUCGCAUCUUCAAGAAAAACGGCAAAGGCUCGUUCAUUAUCACUGCUUCCAUGUCGGGCCAUAUUGUCAACAUCCCCCAACUCCAAGCACCUUACAAUGCAGCCAAAGCGGCAUGCAUCCAUCUUGCCAAAUCGCUUGCUAUUGAAUGGGCCCCAUUUGCACGUGUGAAUUCUAUUUCUCCUGGCUACAUUGCAACGGAAAUUUCAGACUUUGUUCCUGACGAAAUGAAGACGAAAUGGCAACAAUUGAUUCCUUUGGGUAGAGAGGGUGAACCGCAAGAACUUGUGGGUGCUUAUCUUUAUCUCGCAUCCGACGCUUCUACAUACACCACAGGUACCGAUAUUUUGGUGGAUGGUGGUUACUGUGCACCAUAG
Clavispora lusitaniae ATCC 42720 is the source of this 834-nucleotide messenger RNA. RefSeq names its product SDR family oxidoreductase (gene SOU1). NCBI's taxonomy places the organism in Eukaryota, Fungi, Ascomycota, Pichiomycetes, Serinales, Metschnikowiaceae. The record is from RefSeq and is a predicted model, not a curated record. Gene Ontology annotation, molecular function: oxidoreductase activity, acting on NAD(P)H, oxygen as acceptor. Gene Ontology annotation, cellular component: intracellular anatomical structure.